ACGUCAGUCGUGUACGCGCGCGGCAUGGUCGCGGUCGUUCGUUGUCUGUUGCUUGUUGGUGUUCCGUGUCGUCCGUCCGUCGCAGUCCCGCGAUUUCGUACCAGAUUCGACGGCAUCGCAGUUCGCCCUAUAACCGCUGUUCAAGUCCGCCACCCGACGCGCGUACGCGGUCACUGCAGAGCCGCACGCGUCGUCUCGGCCCCGCGCGAUGUGGCGCACCGCGCUGCUAGCCGCCGCGGCCAUCGCGCUGGCGUUCGACAGGUUGGCCCAGGGCUCCAACACGUUCAUCGACGAGGAGACCAAUUUGUCCAGCGAAUUUUUUACGGAUGAAGGAGAACCAGCACCUAAUAUUGAAGAGUACAGUAGCAUUUCCAAUUAUGAUGACUACGAUAUGGAUGCAAAUUCCUCAGUAGCUUACGAAACUGAAAACAUUGACGUACCUUUACCGAAAGGAAAUAGAUCAAGCAUCAUGCAUUUCGUGCGACAGCUGAACAACGUGACAAGGGACUCGGGCAAAUCGGUGAAGCUUAACUGCGAGGUGACCGGCGAACCGCCACCGCUCCGGAUCCAGUGGUACAUGAACGAGGUACCGGUGGGCGGCGGCGUGGACGGCGGGAAUGGGGUGGGUGAGAAGAAGUCCAAGCCCCGGUUGACGGUCAAACGGUUCCAGUCCAGACACAAGAACGGACUCGGGUCCCGGUUACGGAUCAACAAGCUGGAGGUUCACGACACGGGAUUUUUCAAGUGCGAGGCCACCAACGGCAUCGAAAAGAUCCAGUCCACCGCCAUUCUAAUGGUCAAAAUCAAUCCUUUCAGUCACGAUGAAUCAAAUGUAGACAUACCACAUUUCGGAUUUUCAAACCAAUAUCCAGUUAUGCUAGAAGGGGAGACCAAAAUCGACGCUAAUCUUGGACUCAAUGAACAGCAAAGCCCUCUCGAGAGCAUCCCAGAGCUAAGCCAAGUACUUCACUACCCGAUAUGUCAAAUGUACCAAGGCUCACAUUGUACAAAGUAUUUGCAAGGAAAAAAUGUAUAUAUACCUGCCAAUACUUCUCAAGCUCUUAUUGAAGGAAACCUUACUUCAGCUUUUAAAGUUAUAUCACAUUCUAAUGAUAUGUCACCCGGCUGCAAUAAAUAUGCUCACAGUUCCAUUUGUCAUACUGCUUAUCCGUUAUGCAGAGAUGAUAGAACUACACCUAUGCCAAAACUUAUUUGUCAAGAGGACUGUGAACUAUUGGAAAAUGAUAUAUGUAGUCAAGAAUAUGCAAUUGCAAAAAAACAUCAUUUACUCGGUCGUGUAGUUCAUUUUCCCAGCUGUUCUUCAUUACCAAAAACUAAUUGUUUUGAACUUGGAAUUGAGAAACCAGAAGUUAAUGAAGAUGAGAAAUGUUAUUGGGGACUUGGAGUAUCAUAUAGAGGAACAACAUCAUCAUAUCAAAAUUUAACAUGUGUUCGAUGGAGUCAACAGUUUUUUGUAAAGACUUCUAGUUUUAAAGAACUUCAAGGUGGUCAUCGCUUUUGUCGUAACCCUGGAGCUGAAGAGAAUGAACCUUGGUGUGUCAUAGAAAUGCCAGAUACUGGACUCCUGAAAAAAGUGAUUUGUGAUGUUCCUCAUUGCAUGAGAACUCUUCAGUUACCAAUAUUCAUUGUAAGCACAGUUAGUAUUAGUUUGUUUAUUGUUCUAUUGGUAAUGGUAAUUUGCUGCAUUCGAAGAAAAAGAAAGCGACAAAAUUCAGCAAUACGACGAAGAUUACCACCUUAUGCAAAUCAAAAACAAGAUAUAGUUAAGGGUAAAACUAAUGGAUUAGAACUAUCAUCGUUAAUACCUGGAUCAAGUGCGUCAAGUCAAAAAUCAGAUAAAUACUCUAAAGUAAGACAGUACGCUUUGAAUGAAAUAACAUUUUUACAAGAAAUUGGCGAAGGUGCUUUUGGCAAAGUUUACAAAGGUCAAGUGCCUAAUGAUAUGGGUACUAUAAUUAUGGUGGCUAUUAAGACUUUAAAAGAAGGUGCUAGUGCAAAGACAGCAGCAGACUUUAAACGUGAAACAGAUUUAAUGGGAGAAUUAAGACAUCCUAAUGUUGUUUGCUUAGUGGGCAUGUGCUCACGACCAGCUUGUUUAUUGUUUGAAUACAUGGCAGGUGGUGACUUACAUGAAUUUCUUAUGGCUCGCUCACCACAUUCGCCUAAUUCUCCAAUAGCCCCACCAUUAAAUCAAGCAGAUUUCAUGUAUAUUGCUACACAGAUAGCUUCAGGUAUGGAAUAUUUAUGUGGCCAUCAUUAUGUACACAGAGAUUUAGCUGCUAGAAAUUGUCUGGUUGCUGAAAACCUUACAGUAAAAAUAUCGGACUUUGGUCUGUCUAGGGAUAUCUAUUCAUCUGACUAUUACCGAGUACAAUCAAAAUCAUUAUUACCUGUAAGAUGGAUGCCACCAGAAUCAAUUUUGUAUGGUAAAUUUACAACUGAAUCGGAUGUUUGGAGUUUUGGAGUUGUAUUAUGGGAAGUCUACAGUUAUGGUUUACAACCAUACUAUGGAUAUAGCAACCAAGAAGUAAUUGAAAUGAUUCGCUCACGACAACUACUACCGUGUCCACAAGAAUGUCCAUCACGAAUGUACUCAUUAAUGAUGGAAUGUUGGCAUGAAGCACCUGUACGGCGACCUAAUUUCACAGAAAUUCAUUCUCGACUCAGACAAUGGGCAGCCAUGUCUGUAUCGUCAGCACCCACCAUGACAUAUUCUAUGGUACGUCCAGGAAGUCAGUCUGAUCGUACAGGUUCAUCAAAUGUCUCGUCUACUUGUAGACCAGUAAAUAUAUAAGCUAUUAGAAUCUAUUCAAAUGUAGAUAUAUUCUUGUGUACAUAGAAUGAUAAAAUUUAUAACUAUUAGUUGAUUGUUUUAGUACAUUUAUUUUGUAAAUUUACAUCCU
This is a messenger RNA of Sipha flava (yellow sugarcane aphid), 2924 nucleotides long. Its product is annotated as tyrosine-protein kinase transmembrane receptor Ror-like. The record is from RefSeq and is a predicted model, not a curated record. Gene Ontology annotation, cellular component: signaling receptor complex; membrane. Gene Ontology annotation, biological process: protein phosphorylation; multicellular organism development; cell surface receptor protein tyrosine kinase signaling pathway. Gene Ontology annotation, molecular function: ATP binding; transmembrane receptor protein tyrosine kinase activity; protein binding. The coding region runs from base 209 to 2815 and encodes 868 amino acids. NCBI's taxonomy places the organism in Eukaryota, Metazoa, Arthropoda, Insecta, Hemiptera, Aphididae. The transcript has 15 exons.